AUGUGGCACGACCACACUUCUAAACUAGUGCUUCCCAACGGGGGCUCUACAGCCCUCGAGGGGGCGUUACAAAACACCAUGUUUCAGUCCCAGAAACUGCAGGUGUGCUACUUAUAUGGCGCCCCGCUGAGUGAGCUGUCUCUCUCCUCCUCUCUGGCCGUGGUGGCUGUCUCCUUCUCUGGCCUCUUCACCUUCAUCUUCCUCAUGCUGGCCUGUCUGUGUUGCAAGAAAGGUGACAUCGGAUUCAAGGACUUUGGGAAUGCAGAGGGCGAGGAGUUCCAUGCUGCUGUUCUAGAAUGUUCUAUAGUUCCAUUGAUCCCAGAGGGGGAGGAGUUCCAUGCCGAGGAGUUUGAGAAUGCAGAAGGCGAGGAGUUCCACGCGGAGGUGUCUACGCUGGCAUCGCCGGCCUCCCAGAGUGGGGGACCUGAGGUCUACGUGCUGCCUCUCACGGAGGUCUCCAGACCCCUCAACAAGCAGCCAGGACGAGCAGUUCAGCUGGUGAAGUCUUCAGAUGUUGGUCGCCACAAUCUGCUCUACAUCAAGGAAAUCGGCCAUGGCUGGUUUGGAAAGGUUCUACUGGGUGAGGUGACUGGGUGUGGGGGAGGAGGGAGCUCCAGGCAGGUGGUGGUGAAGGAGCUGAAGACCAGCGCCACCCGACAGCAACAGAUACGCUUCUUAGAAGAGGCCAAGCCAUUCAGAGGUCUUCAGCAUCCUGCAUUGCUGCAGUGUGUUGCCCAGUGUACUGAGGCCUCCCCCUACCUACUGGUCAUGGAGUUCUGCCCCCUGGGUGAUGUGAAGGGCUACCUGCGUAGCUGUCGUGCGGCCGACAGCGUGACCUCCAACCCGCCGCUGACCCCUGAGCCCCUGCUGCUUCAGAGGAUGGCCUGCGACAUCGCAUCCGGCCUGCUGCACCUGCACACACACCACUUCAUACACGGUGACCUGGCUUUGAGAAAUUGCCUGCUGACGUCCGAUGUCACUGUGAAGAUUGGGGACUAUGGACUCGCUCAAAGCAAAUACAAGGACGACUACUAUGUGACAUCAGACCAGGCCAUGGUGCCGCUGCGCUGGAUGGCUCCAGAGCUCGUGGACGACGUCCAUGGAAACCUGCUGGUGGCCGACCAAACCAAGCAGAGCAACAUCUGGUCUCUGGGUGUGACCAUAUGGGAGCUGUUUGAGCUGGGCAGCCAACCGUACCGCCUCUACUCGGACAGACAGGUGUUGAGCUACGCUGUGAAGGAGCAACAACUGAAACUGCCCAAACCCCUACUGAAGAUACCACUAGCCGAGAGAUGGUACGAGGUGAUGCAGUUUUGCUGGCUUCAGGCGGACCAGAGGCCCAAUGCUGAGGAGGUCCACCUGCUGCUCAGCUACCUGGUGGCCAAGAGUGCCAGCGAGGCAGAGGACGACUUUGAGCGCCGCUGGAACUCUAUGCGACCCAACACCAACGUGAAGUACCAGCACUGUGCAGACUCUCUGGCCAUGGAGAUGGGCGCCUCCUCUUCCUCCUCCUCCUUCCCCCUGCUAGAGCACUUCUCCGUGGCAGACAACUACCACUCCGACUCUGGCGGCGACGACAUCCUGACGGUGACCGAGACCAGCCACGGCCUCAACUUCGAAUACAAGUGGGAGCAGGCUCGCGCCGAGCAGUCGUCCUACCACCACUCGUCCUCCACGGGCACCCUGGGCCAGGGCAACCCGCUCUGCCAGGAGGUUUACUACCCCCCGGUGGUGGAGGCUCUCAGCCUCGGAGUGUCUCCAUCCUACUACGAGGCGAAGCAGCAGCCGCUCCACGGGGCGGGAGUCGUGCCGGUGCUGAGCGCUCACAGCCCCUCGGUGACCAGCGACUACUACAUCCGCAUCGAGGAGCCCACGGAGCGCAGCGUGAACGUGGACAUGGACUAUGCCAUGGUCAGCUACAGCCCGGAGUUUGGCGGCAGCAAUGGGGGCUUCCUGACCGGCGGAGGCGGCGAGGCGGAGGUGAAGCCUCGGGACUCCUCCUCCUACUGGGCCGCGGACGUCCACAAGAGCCACCACACCGGCUACGACUCGGACAACACCAGCCCGGCACUGUCCCUGACCAUGGAGCCUCUCCUGGGACAGGUGGCUGGCAGCAGCCCCCUCCGUCCCUGGGAGUCGGGACACUAUGUCUCCUACAAGGACCGGGACGGGGGCUACUACUACGAACACUCGCCCCCUAUCACCAUGGAGGGCUACAUCAUCGGCAAGCCGCCUCUGGACCAACACCACCAGGAGAGCUGGGGGUCGCGUAGCCUGCGGCGGGCGCUGGGGGAGCUGGACAACCCUCUGGGCAUCUCCCCAUCCAGCCCCAGCCGGCAUCGCUAUGGCGACCCACUGGGUAUCGCUCCUUCUGUCGACGACGGCCCUCGACAACGCCAGGGAUACGGAGACCCCUACCUGGAGACCAGCCAUCACCACCUGGAGACCAGCCAUCCGGCCUCCGCCAUCAUCGGGAAGAACGUGACGGGCGGCUACUACGACAUGAUGGGUUCUCUGAGGAAGACCAUGCCCAACGCCCACCAGGUCAGCAUCGACAUCGAGGCAGAGGGGGCGUUGUUUCUCCGCCACGGUGACAGCGACAGCGAGGAUGACGACGACGACGAAGAGGAUAUCUUUGUGGAGAGGCAGGCGCGCGGCUGGUCCGGACUCCCCACCAUCACCAGCAGCAGUGCCGCCGCCGUCACCAGCGCCAGCAGCGGAGUGUGCCGCAGACAAGCAUCAGUGUGCCAGCAGCAGGAUGCCUACAUGGCCUUCCACUACACCAUGCCCACCACAGACGUGGAGGACUGCUGGUCAGACGAGCAGAAGCUAGCCUACCACCAUCCUACUAAACCCAUAGACUAUCAUCAUCCGUCUAAACCCAUAGACUACCAUCACACUUCUAAACCCAUAGAAUACCUAGAACCCGCCACGGGGAAGGACAGCGGUUGCUUUGCACACGGUGGCCAUUACCCGCUGGUAGCCGCAGAGUGCAACCCGUACGUGUACAUAUGCCAUGAAGCCCUGCCACUGCCAGAGAAGGUGUUGCCAGUGGAGUGUUGCCAGGUGAUGGAGACGAGCCCGCACUUCAUUGAUCCGCUGACCGGCGCCGUGGUCAGAAACUGCUACAUGAAGGACUACGAGAAGAUUAUUGGGGCGGCGGCGCCCACGCCCAACGAGAUUAAGAAAGAGAACGUCAAAGAGCCGUCUAGCUCAAGUGGUGGCGGAGAGUCGACGACCGCAAAGUCGAAGGCGAACUCUGUCAAUAAGUCAACUCAGUACGAAAUCACCGAGCAAUAUGUGGAAAUCACUGUGGAGGAGCCGUCUGUUAAGGCAGCAGAGGAGAGUGCCAUUAAGGAGGACUCGCCGCCUACAGAGUCUCAAACUGUGGAAAUCACUACAGUGUCCCAAACUGUGGAAGUCCCAACCAGCCAUACAAUAGAAAAACAGAGUCCUGCCAUUGUUGCCAUUGUCCAGUCGUCAGAGCCAAACUCAGAACUGAGUCGCACGGCGGACAGCGGUAUCGAGCGGGGCCAGUCCAGCGUCAGCGUCAGCCUGGUGGAGAUUGACGACUGCAGCGACGAUGACAUCACAGACGUAACCUCUGCGAUCUUCGGUGACUUCACAGUAGACUACGUGGAGACAGGAGACUACGCCACCUCGGCCUCCCCUGCUCUCAAGUCGCUACAGAAGCAGGUGGGAACUCCAGACUCCAUGGAUUCUCUCAACCUCCUCUCUGCAACAGGCUCCAGUGAAGGCCUGAGCCCCGCGUCAAACCCAUCCAGCCUGAGCCCUGCGUCACACCCAUCCACCCAUCCUAAUGCCCUGGACAGCAGCAGCUUCGACAGCUCCCCGAAGACCAUGGAUAGUGGCUACGACAGCUCCCCUAAAGGCAUGGAUAGUGGCUUCGACAGCUCCCCCAAGACCAUGGAUAGUGGCUACGAUAGCUCCCCCAAGACCAUGGACAGCAGCAGCUACGACAGCUCCCCGAAGGUCAUGGACAGUGGCUACGAUAGCUCUACUAAAGCCAUGGAUAGCGGCUACGAUAGCACCCCUAAAGCCAUGGACAGUGGCUAUGACAGCUCCCCGAAGGCCAUGGACAGUGGCUACGACACAGAGAACAACGAGUCUCCCGAGUUUGUACUCAAGGAGCCUCACGAGUCACAGCAGGAGGCGAAAGGGGCCUUCACUCAGCAGGAGGCGAAAGGGGCCUUCAUCCAACAGGAGGCAAAAGGGGCCUUCACACAGCAGGAGGCGAAAGGGGCCUUCACUCAGCAGGAGGCGAAAGGGGCCUUCAUCCAACAGGAGGCAAAAGGGCCCUUCACUCAGGAGAUGAAAGGAGCGUUCAAUCAGGCGGAGGUAAAAGGUGCCUUCACCCAGCCUUUGGAGAAGCCGAUCAUGUCGGCGACAAGCUUGGACGAGGAGAGGGAGGAGAGUGACGAAGCUGCAGCGAGCUCCACUUCUCUGACAGCCUCGCAGAGUAGUGAAGGAGGAUUGGUCGCCCUCAGCCAAGACAUCCCGUACCGCGAUUCAGCUUACUUUUCAGACUACGACACAGAAGGUGACAAAGCACCCAGAGAAGACGAGAAAGAGGAAAAGGGAGAGUGUCAGCGCCAAGGGAGUUGUGAGGUAAUCAAAGAAAUCACUACUCCAGAGGAAAGCCAGGAAGAAAAAGAGGUCAAGGACGUGCACGGCAAAGAGAGUGAUGACUCACAGUUAGAGAUUCUUGAAACAGAGGAAACUGACUCAACUCCCUCUCCACCACCUCCUCUUCACUCUCCAGAGGAGAGUCAGGUCAAACUGACCUUGCCAGAUGGUGGGCCAACAAUAGAGGCUGACUCUGGUGAACAGCUGUUGUCUGAACAGUCUGCUGAUCAAGAGGAGCGAAGCUGCACCCCGAUACUCUUCUCUGAUGUAGUCUCCAAGGAGACAGAAGAAACAGAAGCUGCAGACAUUCCAUCUCAAUCUCAUGAUUUCAACGAGACAAACGAUACCAACGAAUCCAUACCUGGUGUUGAAUUGGAAGAUCAUGAGUUGGUACUAGAAUCUGAGGAAGUCGAAGGAAACACUGGAUUUCCGCUCAACCCACCUGAGAGAGACAAUAAGGAAGACACUAGUGACACAGUGAGGACCGCCUCACCAGACACAUCCUGCAACAAGGGCCAAGAGUCAUCAAGUAAUCAAGAAGCAGGAAGGGAGGUGCACUGUAAAACCUCCACCACUCGCACCUCCUCUCCUCCCCCGCCCCACUCUCCACUUGCGGGUCGCGUAUCACCUGCUGAAGGGGAGGAGGCCGACGAGGAGGAUGGCGACACUGAUGACAGUGACGAAUCGGACGAGGAGCUGCGCACCUACAGCGUGCAGGAGCAGAGCGAGGAGAGUGAGGACGAGAGCCACCCAGUGCCCAUCAUCAUCAGCGACUGCAGCGACGCCCACAACCUCCGCAGCCUUCUCAAGAGGCCCACUGAAGUCAACGACUCGUCUCUGGAUGAACCGGAGAGCAAGAAGAAGGUUGUGUCCUUCUUCGAUGACGUCACUGUGUACUUGUUUGACCAGGAGAGCCCGACUCGUGAGCUGGCAGAUCAAGACUUCCCUCCGGGGGCAGAAACCAGUAAGAAGGGGACACACUGCAAGAGGCCUCACUCACACGACAAGGUCAACGCCUCCGAUGACUCCUCCGACGGGAACAUCUCAGAAGAGAGUGCUGGCUAUGAGUGGGAGGAUGACUUCCCACUGCUGCCCCUGAAGACGUCAUCUCCCAAAUCUCCCAAGGCCCCUAAAUCCUCCCCACCACCGCAGCCAGCGGCCCCAAAACAGCCAGCUGUCUCCACGGAGACCAAGCCAACGAUCCAAUACUCACGCUUUACUGUCUCACCCUCCCCCAUCUCACGCUUCUCCAUUACCCAUGUCACAGAUUCCGACAUGGAAUCUGCAGGAGGGAGCAGCGAGGAUGGGGACAGAGAAUAAGUGGGCACCAUGGAAGACAAUAAGUGGAAAGAGUAGAUGCCCACACACACUGUAGCUCUGCUUUGAAAGUUUAUUCAGGUCACACAACGUUUUGUUUCACGCCUGAUGAAGUCCCUGUUGGGUCGAAACAUUGUAUGGCCUGAAUAAACCUUCAAAGCAGAGCUUACAGUCUUUCCAUUGUCAGACACGCCUUUGUCCUGCACCUGGCCUCAGCGAGGUGGGAUGUGCAUACUCUUACUCUUAAGAAGACAAUAAGUGGGCACCAUGGAAGACAGUAAGUGGGCAUCAUGGAAGAUAGUAAGUGGGCAUCAUGGGAGAACCGCCCCUUUCUCCUGGACUACCCGAUGGCUUUCCAUACCUGUAUAUUUUUGGCAAUGAAGUCUCACAGCCCAAUGCAGUCUCACAGCCCAUUCAAUGAGGUCUCCCACCCCUAGCGAUAACUUGACUUGAAGACUUCAAAUGGCUUCAGUGUUUGACAGCAAGGGGUAUCCUUUUGCAUCGCAUGUUGACCUGUUCGCAUAGACCUAAACCGCACCCUAACCCUACCCACCAGUGAAGCCAUGUUGCAGGACCUUUGUCUUUAGUUUCACUGCUGGAUGGCAAAAGCAUAUCCUUGGCGUCAAAUAUCGAAGCCUGAAGGUCAAAGAGUUGUAAAAUGAUGUGUCGGUAGGGGACCAUGUUGUUUUUGGAUGUCGGGCCAACUGCCUGGUGUUCUUCUAAGACAGUGCCUCUGAGUCUCAGCCUGCUGAUGUAUACACCCAACCCUGUUAUGAAGAAUAAUAUGAAGAAAAAACACAAACAAUACAGAUGGAAGUCGUUUCAUAUCUACAAAGACGUACCCAAGACAACAUCAACUAUGAGGACCUCUGAAAUCAUUUUGAAGAGAAAGACAAAAAAAAAAAAAACAUUUUACUGUGGCCUCGUUAUUGUUCUGAAAGAAGUCGUUAUACUUCAUGGAAAAAAUGAAACAAACCAUCAGGAUUUUUGUGAGUGUUCAGAAAGAUGGACGCAGACCGUUGUCAGUGUUCUGCAGAACUAAAGACACACUGGGAGAGAAAAACUACAAUAACGAAACUGCACCAAAGCCGAAGUGCUGUACCAAUGUCCCUCCCUUAGAGUUCUGGAGGACAGUGUUCUGACAGUGUAACACUGCAAUUGUGUCAUGAAAAAAAUGAACAAAGUUGUACAAGCUUCAUUGUCAUACUCAAAGCAGACUGUAUUAGUUUUUGGGGUAUUGUUAAACAGGGAGGGGGAAUGUUGUUGAAGAAAUAACAAUAAUAAUAAUAAUGAGUUAUAAUAAUUAGUUAAGUUGUGAAAACCUACAGCUGCCUUGUGAUUGGCCAUCAACCAGGAAGUAGCAAAAGUGCCAGGAUGAUGCAGCACUCUAAUCUGGCUAACCCCCAGUUUGUAAAAUGAUAUUCAAUGAAUUCUCAGACGUACACUGUAUUUUACAGACUUGAUUUUACA
Engraulis encrasicolus (European anchovy) is the source of this 7434-nucleotide messenger RNA. It is a transcript of the gene lmtkb, whose product is annotated as apoptosis-associated tyrosine kinase b. Gene Ontology annotation, molecular function: ATP binding; protein tyrosine kinase activity. NCBI's taxonomy places the organism in Eukaryota, Metazoa, Chordata, Actinopteri, Clupeiformes, Engraulidae. The transcript is spliced from 25 exons. The record is from RefSeq and is a predicted model, not a curated record. Gene Ontology annotation, biological process: brain development; peptidyl-tyrosine autophosphorylation. The coding region runs from base 1 to 5967 and encodes 1988 amino acids.